Molecule: messenger RNA, 3111 nt
Organism: Phragmites australis (common reed)
Lineage: Eukaryota; Viridiplantae; Streptophyta; Magnoliopsida; Poales; Poaceae
Exons: 10
Coding region: 100-2892 (930 amino acids)
Source: RefSeq, a predicted model, not a curated record
UCCUCGCUCGGUUAUCCCGCGCACUGAUCUCACUCCAGCUGCCCCAUUCCCCAAGGGGCCGAGAGUGAAAAGCGGAACCCUAGCCAUUGCUCCGCCGUCAUGGCGCUGCCGCCGCUGCGGGAGUUCGUCGAGGUUCGGUGCGCGGGGUGCGGCGAGACGCUGGAGGUGGAGCCGGGCCUCACCGAGUUCGCCUGCCCCGACUGCGGAACCCAGCAGGCGCUCCCGCCGGAGCUCAUGCCGCCGCCGCGCCCGCGCCGGGCGCUGCCCAUCCCCGGCCGCGGACCCCCCGCCGCCGCCACCGUGCCCGUGCUCGUGCCAGCUCCCGCGCGUAUGCCGUGCGGCGCCUGCGCCGCGCUGCUGAGCGUGCCGGCGGGCCUCGUGCGCUUCGCCUGCCCGUUGUGCGGCGUCGAGCUUGUCGUCGACGGCGGGCGCCUCCAGGUUUACCUCGCCUCCCCGGCCCCCGCCAUAGUCUCCGUCGUGGCGCCGCCCCCAGCCGGCAUUACUUUGACAUCCCCGCACCGUCGACCGGAGCAGGGUCAAGUAGAAAGGUAUAAUCACCCAAUUCGUUCUGUUCAUAGAGAGGAGACAUACAGCUCUUCCAGAACAGAUACCAGGGAAACCAUAUACACUAUGUUGGCACAAAAAGGACCCGGUAUCCAUUCAGUUCAUAGAGAGGAGCCACGUAUCGAGUCACUCAAUAAGACUAUGGCAAAGUCUAGUGUGAGGAAAACUAAAUUGCCAGCUUGCCCUGAAUCUACAGGUGUGGAAAAAGUACGACCAGAGCCUCCCAUACAUGCAAGCUCUGCCUCUCGGGCCCAAGCUCGUCCUCCCAGUUAUUCAGUUUGUAGAGACCGUGCACGAGGACAGCGACCUGUAGAGGACAUUGCAAGUCAUGAACAACAGAUAAAUGAAUAUCCAGCUGUAUCAAGUAACGGCCAGCAUAACCAAAUAGAGCCCUCGAAUCAAGACAAUUGUGUCGAACAGGCCCAAGGUGAGUAUCAGGGCAAAACGACUGGAUGGAAUCCGAAGAGGAAAAGGAGUGGCAAGAGUGCCAGUGGUAAUCAGAAGGGGGAAAAGAAGGGCUUGACUAGUUCUCCAAAUGAAGAGCUCCAUCUUAGGCGUAGUACACGUUUGUCAAAGCUGCCAGAACAGCCCAUCAACGAUGAGCCUGUCGAGCAGCCAGCUGCUUCUUCAAAUCGAUAUAAUUCUGAUCCUCUACACAUUGAUAAAAUCAUUGCCAAUUUGUGUCCCAGUCCAUUGCCUCAGCACCAAAUGCCUCAAGCAAGCUCAAACCCCUCAGGCCAAGUUGAUGCAGCCACAGGACCACCCCUUUCAAAUCACGAUACAUCUCAAGCUGGGCAAUUCCCGCUCUGCUACAGUCAAAUGUACCCUCCAGAGGUCCGGGGUACACACCGUCUUGAUAGAAGUGGCGAGGAACAGCCACAUUCACCAGAGGCCCGAUGUCAUGUUAUGCAUGUGCAACAGUCCGUACCUCAUUCAACUUAUCUAGCACUCACAUCAACUUCCACCACUACACACUUGAUAUGUGUUUAUAUAAAGGAGGAUGCGCAGAGGGGCCACUCCGUGUUAGGAUCUGUUGUGAAAUCGUCAGGGAAGCGCAGAGGACGUGGACAUCAACCUACAAAACUAAUAGAUACACGAAGGGAAGUUGACAGGCCUGUCUUGACACCUAAUAUUAUUGACAAAUGGGAUGUCAACCCAGCUUGUCCUAAGGUGGCCUCUACCAUCACUGUUCUUUUGAAGCAGAAGUACCCUGGGUCUACCUAUCUGCCAGCUGGUCAGCGCAGAGAAGUUCCACCUAACGGAGAAGUGAUUCUCCACUGGCACCAGUAUCCUCCAGAAACAAGAGCUGCUAUUUUGAAUGAAUUUCUUCAACGCUACAAGUGGGCCCCUGGCAGAGAAGCAGAGUGUCUUAAGCUAUUUGAGCGCAGAGCAGCAAGACAGUUUGCUGGCCUCCUAAGCGAAGAGAAGCGAAAGGUUAGAGCAAAGUUGGCUGCAGUGCAGAGAUCCAAAGAAGCUUCGAGCGCACACAGGUCCAACAGACAAGCAGAGUCAGAGGAGGAAGCUCAUAAGGAAGAGCCAGAGGACCAGCAGACAUUAGAGAGAAGUGACAGCGAUGACCCAUUACUGUGGAAACCUUUCCCCCCUGCAUGGAUGUACCCGAAUUGGUGGGAGAGGUUAUGCGAGCACUGGGCCAAAGAAGAAGUCUUAAAGAUGUCUUCCCAGAACAGGAAGAACCGAUACAACGGUGGCCGUGCUCAUCACACAUCAGGUUCACGGAGCAUUGCCAUGCACAGACAGGUUAUGGUUAUAGAAAACGGUGGGAUGCCGGUGUCAGAACUAGAGGUAUUCAGCAAGACCCAUAGGCGUAAUGGCGGCACAGGGGAAUUUGUCAGCGAGAGAGCAAAGCGAACUGUGGAGGGCUUCAAGAAACGUAUGGAGGAGGCUGGUGAUAAGCAGAUAGACCCCCAUCUUGCAUGGGCCCUGGAAGUAGGGAGGCGGAACCGUGGAAGGUACUAUGGGCUCACUGGUAUCAUUGACAAGGACAAGCUUGAUGAGUUAGCAAAGUCCAUGCCAGAUUAUUUUGGUAAAAAGGGGCGACAGCAGAAGUUCACACAGGAGCAAGUGCAGCAGAUGAUUAAUCAGGCCCUGCAAGGGUUAAAUGAAACCUGGGAGAAGAAGUUUAAGUCCUUGGAGCAAAGUGUGCUUGGUGCGCCACCGUUAGGUAUUGAUCCCAAGCAUGCUCCUGGAUCUUCUGCGGUUGGAGAAGGAGGCCAGGAGGAUCGGUCAAGACAUCAGGAUACAUCAGAUUCGCAGCAUGGGGAAAGCCAUGAGGACAAUGAUGCGGAAGUGGUGUCUACAAGCGUCUGAGUCGAGUCAAUCACUGUACAUUUGUAGUUUGUGACUUGUGGCUAAUGCUGUUCGUGUGUCCAUUGUACUCCGGAGAAAUGCUGAAAUGCAGGCGCGUUUCCUGCUGGUUCUUCUUUUUGGACUUGUUGCAAUUAGCGUUUACAAAUGUUGCACAAGUUUGAUGUUGCAACGAUUGAAACCUGUUAUUGGUAUGCUUGCUACAACUGUGUCCACAUUGCU